Messenger RNA from Caenorhabditis remanei, 681 nucleotides. RefSeq lists its product as uncharacterized. Lineage: Eukaryota; Metazoa; Nematoda; Chromadorea; Rhabditida; Rhabditidae. Gene Ontology annotation, cellular component: nucleus. Gene Ontology annotation, molecular function: mRNA binding. Bases 1 to 681 code for a protein of 226 amino acids. The record is from RefSeq and is a predicted model, not a curated record. Gene Ontology annotation, biological process: mRNA export from nucleus. The transcript has 3 exons.
AUGGUGAAGGCGACUCCAAUCGACAUGGCACUCUCCGACAUCAUCUCGACCAAGAGAAAGACCAAGAAAGGCGUGAAACGUCCAAUCAAAAAGUCAGCCGGAGGAAUCAAAAAACGAGGAAGUUUCUCAAACGCCGGUACUCCCAGACGUCAGAGUGGAGGUGGUCAGGGCGGUGUACGGAAAGUGAUCCGCAAGUCUGUCGGUGGUGGAUCAAAUGACAACAGACCAGUCAGAAUCAACAUUUCGAAUCUCGCCGGCACUGUUUUGUCGAGCGAUUUGCAAGAACUCUUCAACGCAUUCAAUCUUCGUAAAGUUUCCGUGAAUUUCAACGAGGAUGGAACUCCAGCUGGAACCGGAGAUCUCACGUUGUCCAAGUACAACGCCGAUCGUCUUAUUCAGAAGUUCGCCGGUGUCGCUCUCGAUGGAAAGGUGAUGCACUUCGCCGUUAUCGAGACAACCAACGUCAAACCAACGAGAAAGCCCGAAAUCCGAGGAACCCCGAAUCGCAGAAACUCCGCUGGACGACCAAACAACAACAAGAAAAUCGUACAGAAAUCACCAAGAAAUCAGAACGCCGCCCGGCCAGCCAAGAAGACUCAGAAGCCAAAACGUGAGCAGAAACCACAGAAGACUGCGGCGGAGUUGGACGCCGAGCUCGACGCCUACAUGUCCCGCUCCUAA